GUUGGUAGCAACGGGGUUUAAAAACCGGAAGUGCGCGCCACCGUCCCGUUACGGAAUAUCAUUGAUAAAAUCGUAUUUGUGUCAUUCGAUGAAAUGAUUUUUUAAUAGGUAAAAAAAAUUUUGAUUGAGGUGAAAAGAAAAACUAUGUGGGUGAACAUGAUUUUCGCAUUUAUAAUUUCCUCGAUUCUCAUCAAAGGCUGUCCAGGACAGAAUUUGAACGACAUGGACAUGCCAGUCAACGAGCGCGUCCCAAAUUUUGUAACCCCAGGUCAAACCUAUAGGAUAGCAACCGGAAGCACCGUCGUAUUACCAUGCAGAAUAACCGAACCAGGAAGCUACGUUCUUGCUUGGAAAAGGGGAAUAGCCGUCCUAACAGCUGGUCCGGUGAAGGUCACUCCCGAUCCUAGGGUCAGUCUUCUACCCGGCUCUUCGACCGGAAACGCCAAUCUUCCAGGUAUUCCUGGAUUUUCUGGCGGGAGCUAUAGCCUUGAAUUAAAACACGUCCGACCACAAGAUGCUGGAGAUUAUGUUUGUCAAAUUGGAACGAUGGAACCAAGAGAAAUUACACACACCCUUGAAAUAUUAGUUCCACCAAGAAUCCACUACGUUUCUCACACCGGUUCGUUGGAUGUCCUACAAGGAGCCACCGUUAAAAUGGAAUGUAGAGCGUCGGGGAAUCCCGUACCAACAGUUGCGUGGACGAGAAAAAAUAACGUUCUGCCAAGCGGGGAAAGAACGGUGCAAGGAUUAUCUUUGGCGAUUCAACACGCCGAUAGGCACUCAGCCGGGCAAUAUCAAUGUUCAGCUGGAAAUGGGGUUGGGGAACCCGAUACGAAACAUAUUACAUUAAAUGUUCUUUAUGCGCCUGAAGUUGAAACUGAGCGUUCCGUUGUGCAUACAGGAAUUGGAUUAGAAGCCCUCCUCGUUUGUAUAGUUCACGCGGAACCAUCUCCUCAGGUGCUGUGGUUCAAGGAUACCGCCCAGCUAGGAACAACGGAACAACACGCGUCCCACGCCAGAGGCAAUCGUUAUACUUUGGUAAUAAGGAACGUAACGGCGGCCGACUUCGGAAAUUACAGUUGCGUUGCGAGUAACGUUCAUGGGAAAAACCGCGGUCAUUUAAGUUUAACUGGAACCGCUGGGAUUGCCGCUUUCGAUUCUCCGGUUAUUAGCCCAGAAAAGGAUUCUUAUAAUAUAUCGUGGUCGGUUAGUAGCCACGCAGCCAUCUUGGAAUAUAGAUUAUUCUUCAGGCAACAAUCGCGACAUCGAAGAACUCACCACACACCGGAAUCAUCAAACUCCUCCUUCGUCUCGUACAAGAAUGAUUGGAACAGUAUCGUUUUAAGUAAAACGAGCGGAAUUAACACUGUUUUACCACCGUAUCCCGGAGUUACAAGACAACGAGAUUUCCACAUGCUCAAGAAUUUACAACCGGGAACCAGUUACGAAGUUAGAGUUCAAGCUAAAAACGCCCAUGGAUGGAAUAAGAUUUCACCGACGUUUCAUUUCACCACAAGAUCAAACGAUAUAGAAAAUAUGGUUGAACCGUCAGCUCAACCAGCGGUUUACGGCAACAAACAACAGGGAUUUUUCCCUUUCAGCAGUUCAUCAACGCAAUUUCAACCGACAACGGUGUUAUUAUUUUUAAUUUUAAUAAUCACAUCAGUGAAGUGUUUUAUAAUAUAAAGUGUAUAAAAAAAAAGAAAGUUUGAAAACUUUAAAAGAGAUAAUUCGAUGUGUCUGUGUUACCCUUUAAAAUGAAAUGGUUCGAGUGUUAAUUUAGCGACUAAAAAGUAAAUCGCGAUUCACCAAACGUCGAUGUAUAGAUUGAUCUCUCACUUUUCGAUGAUGAAAUACGCAAUUUUUUAUUUCGUUUCGUUUCGAUUUUGUUGAAUUAAUCACCUGAGUUAGAAAUUUUGGGCCCGUUGCGUCAAUCACCAAAUAAAUCAGUUUUUAAACCGUUUCAACCAUUUCAACCGCAGUCGAUUCACAAACAUUUUGCAACUACCAUUAUAUGCCCUUUUUACGCCAGAUUUAAACCGGCUUGUAUCGGCUCGUUUUCCGAACACGUAGACAAACCGACCUGUCACUGAAGACCGAUUUAUAUUCAGGGCGUGUUGUGUGGGGUGCGUUAAAAAAAGCGCUGCCAAAAACAUUUGUAAGGGGGUGAAAACGAUUUUUUUUGAUAAUAUUAAUCUUUCAAUAACUAAUAUAUUGCUCGAGAUACUUCGAAUAAUAAAUACACUUUUAGGGAAAGAAUCAAAUGAAGAUAAUUCUAAAUUUAGUGUAAAUAUAGAAAAUUUCUGUUCUUAAAUAAUUAGACAUACAAAUUUUAA
Messenger RNA from Onthophagus taurus, 2336 nucleotides. Its product is annotated as limbic system-associated membrane protein. Lineage: Eukaryota; Metazoa; Arthropoda; Insecta; Coleoptera; Scarabaeidae. The record is from RefSeq and is a predicted model, not a curated record. Gene Ontology annotation, cellular component: plasma membrane; neuronal cell body; axon. Gene Ontology annotation, biological process: homophilic cell-cell adhesion; synapse organization. Gene Ontology annotation, molecular function: protein binding; axon guidance receptor activity.